AUGUCGGUCCACGCGGGAGAGUACUGGCCCGACCGCGGCCUCUCGCAGCAGUAUUUCAGUCUCGGAGAUUUUAACUACAACCCAGGAAGUGAUCCCGGCGCGCUGCUGUCCCCGGGGCCCGAGGCGGCGGCGCCCGCCCUCGCGCCCCCGGCGGGCGUGCCGCCCCACCCGACCCGCGACCUCCUGCCGCCGUGCGUGGACGGCGGCAGCGACGGCUACCACAGCUCGACGCCCGACGACCUCGCCUCCGAGUGCUCGCCGGGCGCGGAGCUGCAGGCGGCCGGGGCGGCGGGCGAGCGGAGCGCCAAGGACCUGGUGUCGGAGGCCUACCCGAACCUGGAGUACUACCAGGCCGCCUACCCCGCCACCACGGACCUGAGCGCCCUCACGCCCUCCUACUCGUACGCCGCCGCCAGCAGCGCGCCCGCCGCCGGCUGGGGCGCCCCGCAGUUCAGCCCGGGCGAGGUCGACGGCCACCACCAGGAGCACUUCAUCCCGCCGGAGACGCCGCCGUCGCUCGUCACGCACUACAAGCCCCUGAGAAUCCGCCGGCGGCCGCCCAAGGUGGUCGGCAACGAGGUCCUGCGCAAGCGGCGGCUGGCGGCCAACGCGCGCGAGCGGCGCCGCAUGAACGGCCUUAACGACGCCUUCGAGAAGCUUCGCGAGGUGGUGCCCGCCCUCGGCAACGACAGGAAGCUGUCCAAGUUCGAGACGCUGCAGAUGGCGCAGACGUACAUCACCGCCCUGGCAGAGCUGAUCCGAAGGGCGGACGCCGAGGUCGCCACGUCGUCCGCAUGACGCAAAGGUAGGGCCAGACCCGUGGGAAAUACACCGCCACGUUCGCCCCUUGCUAAGGCGCCACAACCCUCUGGACGCGAACCCGCCACCAUUUCAAUCUAAAAUCAUCAUCACCCUAUAAAAAAAAAAUUAAAAACUUCCUACUUUGCAUAAUUUUCUUUUUCUCAAUUCAAAAUUAUCACCAUUAAGAAAUCAAAAACAAUGCACCCAGAGGGGAAAAAAAACAACAUGGCUUCAGAGUGUAAGUGUAUUUUCCUCAGGUUUUCCCUAAGCCUUUUCCCACCGUUGCUUCACACUCGACAAUCGUCCUUGGAAUGAUCUUAUUGUUAUAGAUAUGACUCCAAGAUAUAAACCAGUAUUACCAUUGUUGCAACAUGAACUCGUUUGCAAACUAAAAAGAAAAAGAAGAAAAAAAAAACAGAUGAUUUAUAUGUAAAAAAAUUAUUUUCUGCCCUGUUGUUUGUAUAUAUUUGUUUAAUUAGACAUAUUAACUAGAUUAAUUUAUUCAAACUGUAAAGAUUGUUAUUAUUGAUUAUUGUACAGUGAAGAUUAAGUAAUAUAUAGCUAUGUGCUUUUGUGAUAUGAGGCUGAAGAUGUUUCAGUUUAAAACAGAUUUUGUAUAUAUAUUUAGAAAUAAAAACUGGAAUGUUUUACUUUAUAACAGACUUGGCCAGGCCUUUGUCUAUGUAAAUUUUUUUAACAAUACAUCAUAUAAAAUAUA
This is a messenger RNA of Penaeus monodon (black tiger shrimp), 1519 nucleotides long. RefSeq names its product pancreas transcription factor 1 subunit alpha-like. Bases 1 to 798 code for a protein of 265 amino acids. The transcript has a single exon. The record is from RefSeq and is a predicted model, not a curated record. Lineage: Eukaryota; Metazoa; Arthropoda; Malacostraca; Decapoda; Penaeidae. Gene Ontology annotation, molecular function: protein dimerization activity.